Prunus mume (Japanese apricot) is the source of this 2334-nucleotide messenger RNA. Its product is annotated as receptor like protein 27-like. Gene Ontology annotation, molecular function: protein binding. The record is from RefSeq and is a predicted model, not a curated record. NCBI's taxonomy places the organism in Eukaryota, Viridiplantae, Streptophyta, Magnoliopsida, Rosales, Rosaceae.
UAUAUACUGCUCAAGAGUUUGAGUCUAUAUCCCUCAGUUUCACUUCAAUUCUUUCUUAACACUCUAUGUCCAAAAUCAAGAGUUCCAAAACAUAUAUUAUGGGGUCUUCCAUGUGUGUGCUUUUGAAACUUCUUUUGUUCCAUCUUGUGGCGGUGGCUAGCGCUUUUUCCUCUUUAAAACCGUAUUCUUGCCAUGAUGAGGAGAGGGCCGCCUUGCUGCAAUUCAAGCAGGGCUUUGUUAUUGACGAAUCUGCUUCGGGUAAUUGUGCUUAUCCAAGGGUUUCAUAGUGGAACACGGCUGAAGGAGGAACUAGCAACUGCUGCGCAUGGAGCGGCGUCCAGUGUGAUAAGAGGACGGGUCAUGUGAUCAGCCUUGAUCUUAGUAGCAGUUGUCUCUAUGGAUCUAUCAACUCCAGCAGUAGCCUCUUCCGUCUUGUUCAUCUCCAGAGGCUCAACCUUGGUCACACUAACUUCAAUUACUCCCAAAUUCCUACUACCGUUGGGAACUUUCCACAGCUGACGUACCUCAACUAUCUGCCUCUGUCUUUUUUGGUCAAGUCCCAUCCCAGCUUUCACAGUUGUCCAAGUUAUCAUCCCUUGAUCUAUCUCUCAAUCUGGAUCCCUUUCAUGAUGAAGGAUUGAGUAUUAGAGAAUCCGAUUUGAGAAGCCUCAUUAGAAACUUAACCACCCUAGAAAAGCUUCACCUCAGUUUCAUUGAAUCGAGAACUAUGAACGUAACUAUUCCACAGUUUAGGAGUCUAGGACUGGGUUCAUGCAACCUAAGAGGGUUCCCAGAUUUCCUGAGAUAUCAAGAAAACUUGAAGUGGUUGAGGCUUUCUGGAAACAAAAUAAGUGGCGAAGUACCGAAAUGGAUCUGGAACGCAAGCACAGAAACUUUGAAGUACAUCGACAUGUCAUCCAACAUGCUAUUUGGAGAACUACCUAUACCUCCGCCAAACGUCCAAUACUAUCAAAUUUCAAACAACUACUUAACUGGACAAGUUUCACCAUUGAUUUGCAGUUUGAGUCAGCUUCAGUUGCUUGAUUUGUCGGAUAACAGAUUGAGUGGCACGCUUCCGCAGUGUCUUGGAAACUUUAGUGAUGAUCUGCAAGUUUUAAAUCUCGGAAACAACUUUUUUCAUGGCAUUCUUCCUCAAACAUACACCACGGCUAGCAGAAGCAACCUGAGAAUGAUUGAUGUUAGUCAUAACCAAUUGCAAGGGCAACUACCAAGGUCAUUGGCGAAUUGUGUGAUGCUUGAGUUUAUGGUGCUGUCAAGCAAUGAAUUCAAUGACGUCUUCCCCUUGUGGUUUGGGACUCUCCCAAGGUUAAAAUUUUUAGCCAUGGACCAUAACGAGUUCUAUGAUGUGAUAGGCAAGCCCCAAAAGAAUCUUCAUUUCCUCGAGUUGCGCUUUCUUGAUCUGUCUUACAAUAAUUUCACAGGUGAGUUUCCACUUGAAUACAUUUUCUCUGGGAAUGGCAUGAGAGGCAUCACUCUAAACCAGCCCACAUAUAUGGGGGCAACCAUAUUUGUCUAUGAUUUGCCUGUAAUUGGUAUAGAUGCUCCGUACUCAAGUACAAUAACAAAUAAAGGUGUGGAGAGAUACUUUCAAAAGAUUCGAGAAGACUUUAUGGUCAUUAAUCUCUCAAGCAACAAAUUUGAAGGAAGGAUUCCUGAAUUUAUUGGGAACCUAAAGGGGCUUCGCUCACUCAAUAUGUCCAACAACAUUCUCACUGGUUCCAUCCCAUUAUCAUUGGGGAGCUUAACACAGCUUGAAUCAUUAGACCUCUCACACAACCAUCUCUCAGGAGAGAUCCCUCAACAACUGGGGCAGCUUACCUUCCCUGGAAAAUUUGAUGUCUCUCACAACAAUCUUAGAGGUCCUAUACCACAAGGAAGGCAACUUACUACAUUCGAUAGCACUUCAUAUGAGGGAAACCCUGGAUUGUGUGGAGGUCCAUUGCAAAACAAAUGCGGAGUUACUAAGACCCCUCAACAGCCGCCUUCAAGCGUGGAACAAAAUGAUUCAGGCUCAGCUGGAGCAUUUGAAUUUGAUUGGAAAUUUGUUUUGGCGGGAUUGGGAAGUGGGUUGGUCAUUGGAGUGGUUCUUGCGCACGUCGCAAUCACAAGGAGGAAGGACUUGUUUGUUAAGAUUGUUGGAAUGAUCAGACUGAUGAUAACCAAAAGGGAGAGCUUGGAAUGAAUAAAUUGAGUUUACUUAUUAGGCUUUGCAUCUGCUGUUGUUCUCUGUUUUCUCUGUGUUCUGUGCUUUUUCCCUUCUCCUUCUACCCUUUGUAGAGUCUGUAGUGCAGUCUGCAUUUCUGUUGAUGUUGG